UUUAUUUUUCCUUCUCCUCUCUUGAAGAAGUUACGCAAAUUUCAACCAUUUCAACUGUAGAAAUUUUUUCCCAGUUAUUGUUCUCUUUCUAGACACAAUUUUUUCCCUUCCUUUCUGCUGCAAGCCUGCAACUCAAGCUUUUGCAAGAGGUAUAUGCAUAUCGGUGAUUUAUAGCCUGUAAAAUUCAACAUAUAUGGUCCGGAAGAUAUUGUUUUGAGUCUCAACAACCAAAAAUGGCGAUAUCGAUUCCUCUGAGACGGCUUUCGAGAAGCUUCUCAGCAAUUGCUUCCAAUCCUUUACGUGUUUGCGUCGUCGGAAGUGGCCCUGCCGGUUUCUACACCGCCGAAAAGGUUUUGAAGAAGCAUGAAAGAGCAGAAGUUGAUAUAAUCGACCGAUUGCCCACGCCAUUUGGAUUAGUCCGCUCUGGUGUGGCACCUGAUCAUCCUGAAACUAAGAUUGUGACAAAUCAAUUUUCUCGGGUUGUGCAAAAUGAGCAUUGUUCCUUCUUUGGGAAUGUGUCCCUUGGAUCUUCCAUAUCUUUGUCAGAGCUGCGAGAUAUUUAUGAUGUGGUUGUACUUGCCUACGGUGCUGAGAGUGAUAGAGUUCUUGGUAUACCCGGAGAGGAAUUAAAAGGCAUUUAUUCUGCCCGAGAAUUUGUAUGGUGGUAUAAUGGCCACCCGGACUGUAGCAAGCUGGAUCCGGACUUGAAAAGCACUGAUACAGCUGUUGUACUUGGUCUGGGUAAUGUAGCUCUUGAUGUUGCACGAGUUCUUCUACGGCCUACAAUGGAAUUGACAUCGACUGAUAUUGCUAGCCAUGCUGUGGCUGCUUUGGAAGAGAGUUGUAUAAGAAAAGUAUAUCUGGUUGGAAGACGUGGUCCAGUACAAGCAGCCUGCACAGCAAAAGAACUGCGUGAAGUUCUUGGCAUCCAAGAUUUGUAUGUGCACAUAGAUGAAGCUGAUCUUGUGAAAACUCCAGCAGAUGAGGAAGAACUAAAGAACAACCGGAUUCAUAGGAGGGUUUAUGAGUUGCUUUCUAGAGCAGCCUCGUCAGGAGUUGCCUCUGGUUCAGGUCGACGUGAACUCCACUUCGUUUUCUUCCGGAAACCAGAAAGGUUUCUAGAAUCAGAGGACCAGGGUGGCCAUGUUGCUGGGGUGAGGUUUGAGAAGACAAUUGUUAGAGAAGAAUUGGAAUCUGGUAAGCAAAUUGCAGUUGGUACUGGACAAUUUGAGGACAUUGAAUGCGGAUUAGUGCUGAAGAGCAUUGGGUACAAAUCAGUUCCUGUUGAUGGUUUACCCUUUGAUCAUCAGAAAGGCAUGGUUCGAAAUGUUGGAGGUCGUGUCCUCAGUGAUGCUUCUGGAGAUGAAAUGCAGUUUGAGAAGGGCUUGUAUGUCUGUGGGUGGUUGAAGAGAGGUCCUACUGGGAUCAUUGCUACCAACCUCUACUGUGCUGAAGAAACGGUGGCUAGUAUAACUGAAGAUGUUGAGAAAGGACUAUUCACACGUACGUCCAGCUCACAGCAAAAGCCUGGGAGAGAGGGACUGCUCCAGUUACUUGACAGUAGGGAUGUAAGAUUUUUUCCUUUUGGAGCCUGGGAAAAGAUUGAUCAGGAAGAAACAAGACGAGGAUUGUUGAAAAGCAAGUCCAGGGAGAAGCUAACAGAAUGGCUGGAGCUAUUAAACAUUGCCUCAGCGUGAAACGAUUUACCUUUUCCUCUCAACACUGACUCUUUGGGUUCAUCUUAUCAGCAGGAAUAUGAUUCUUAUCAUCUUGUCCACCCUUGCAUAAUGUUUACCCUUUGUUAGAGUAACACAUAGUUGCCUCUUCAAAGGGUUGAAAGCAGACGAAAUUUUGGAACUUCUACUCAUGUAUUUGACUGCUCAGGUCAUUGUAAUGUAGCAAAAUUUGGGAUCUAAUGAAUGUUGUAGGAACAGCUGAAUAUUUUCGUGAACAACUUGAGAAUUCUAAGUGAUGUAGGCGUUAUUAGUUUAACCGUCGAUUGUAAUA
Messenger RNA from Coffea eugenioides, 2007 nucleotides. Its product is annotated as NADPH:adrenodoxin oxidoreductase, mitochondrial. Lineage: Eukaryota; Viridiplantae; Streptophyta; Magnoliopsida; Gentianales; Rubiaceae. The record is from RefSeq and is a predicted model, not a curated record. The transcript has 13 exons. Gene Ontology annotation, molecular function: oxidoreductase activity. The coding region runs from base 234 to 1697 and encodes 487 amino acids.